Molecule: messenger RNA, 11006 nt
Organism: Odontomachus brunneus
Lineage: Eukaryota; Metazoa; Arthropoda; Insecta; Hymenoptera; Formicidae
Gene: Mrtf
Product: myocardin-related transcription factor B
Exons: 14
Coding region: 5543-9280 (1245 amino acids)
Source: RefSeq, a predicted model, not a curated record
AGAGAGAUAGAUAGGCAGAGAGAAGAGAGACGCGCGCUUAACGAAGCGCGACACGGUAACCGACGACGGCUCAAGUAGUAAACCGCCUUCUGCGCCUCGGUUGGCCAGCCAUUGCGUACUCGCAGCCACCGAAGGCCGUUCUAGGCCGUUUGGUAGCGACCGUUAGGCAAUGCUUCUUGCACCGGUUACCUUAAACGUUCGCCUGAGCGCGCCCGUUGUCCUUGCUAGAAUUCGAGCCACCGUGUUGCGCGCCUCCUCGAAAAGCGACUAUGCCGACAUAAUCGCCGUUGACCCGUGAGACACGGUCGCGUCCGUGAUAGAAAGAGUUAUUUUCCUCUCUUUCGCGAGAGAAGCCUUCAACCAGGCUUCGACAUUCGCGCUCGAUACAGUUCAUGCGAGAACCAACGGCGCGGGACUCGGAAAUGCAAUAAAAAAAUUAUUUGGUAUUAGUUUGGUAUUAGUUACUAUAAUCAUAUAAUAAAAGAACUUUUGUGAAAGAACUUUUUUGAAAUUUUUGUGGUAAAUGUAUAGUUAAUAUGAUUAUCAUACAUUACUAAUAAUAUUAGCUUACAUGCACUGAGAGAAAAAAAAUGAUUAAUUUGAAUUAUAGUUAUUUUUUAUCCCAACCAUAUUUUCUCGUUAUUUUAACAUAAAGAUGACAGUAAUAAUGUGCAUAAGAUUAUUACCACCAACUAGUAGAGUUAAAUACAAACGUAUAAGUAAUAGUAGAGUUUAAUACAAAGUAGUGUGAUCGUGUAACAAAUAAUUUCGAGUUUUUCAUGUAAAAUGAAUCGAUUGUACUUCUGUAUCGUUAUGAUUUUAUGAAACAAUGUAUACGCCAUUUCAAUCUAUGAUCCUCUGCUGUCCGUUGCAUACAUUGUUUCAUAAAAUUAUAUUAAUUAUUUCAUGAAUAUAUAAUCGUUAUAUUUUAGCUGAAAAAUUCAAAAUCACUCUUAUUACACAAUCCAACGUAUCGCUAUUGCUACUUCUUGGCUAGAACAGCAGGGAGAUAUAGUUGGCGUCGAAAAUAAUAAUUUUAGAAGAUUAACCAUUUUUUCUCUCAGUGUGCCAUCGUCGUCGCCGUCUCAUUCCCGCGAAGCAAGUGCUUACUCGCGUCCGACAUGCGAGUCGCAUUUUUUUCAGGCACUUUGAUACGACCGACGCCACCUUUACGACACAUUAGGUCGUAACGCGGCGACUCUUCGCUCGGCCUGAUUUACGCCGUGCGGCUGCGCGUAAGCGCGUUUAUUAAUUCGCGACCUGGCCGUGUCGACCAGGCGCGGGUGCGAUUUAGUAAGGGGAGAAUCAGCGCGUUAUUUUGCACUAACGUGAAAUCCCUGUAGCGCGUCUGUAGCGCGGAAUAAAAGGCGGCGGGCGAGGAGGAGACGGGCGGGCCAGCCAUUGCUCGCGAGGGAAACUUCGGAAUUUAUUAACUUGUACGGUACGUUCUUGCGCCUGCAACACAGCCACCCAGAACUCAAUAAAAUGUACUUUCGUUACUUUCUCGCGAUCUCUUUUUCCUCCCUGUUCUCCACGCCGUGGCGCAUGCUCGUUUAUUUGUUGGCCGCGCGAUAAAACUUCUCCUCUCUCUCGCCUCCUCUCGGCUCCGUUUCUUUUUCCCCGUCUUGACGUCUCGUCGCCUCGUCCUUCCCUCGGCCUUUUCAUUUAAACUGUCCGCCGGUCGUAAGAAAUAAUGCUGGAAAAAGUCGCUGCUCGCCUCAGUUACGAGAUACCCUUUUUAACGAUCGCACUUAACCGUGCCUCUUGACGCUGACGUACGAUGUACACAAUAUUCGCGAUUGCAACGGGGAAUUAAGCCCGAUAUAAAUGCAGUCCCUUUGCUGAGACUCCAAUCGGAGUCGUAUACGCGCCGUAUACGUUUCCUCGUGCGCUUUACACCGUUCGUGUUACCAGAAUCCCUUCUGUGUUCUCGUCUUACUCUUCUCUCUCUUUUGUCCCGUCUCUCCCUUUCUCUUUCUCUUGCAAAAAAUUCAGCUGAUCGUCUAAUAGUCGGGUACAACGAUCAUCGCGUUUAUUUGUCGCAAUUGCCGAUGCUCUCGUCGUAGGAACAACGGAUACACAGAGAUGUCUAAACGCACGAUUGUUCGCGACCGCAUUACGUAAGUCUGCGCAGACGAAGAUGGUGGUCGGCUGCAGGUUUGGCCAUCGUCGCUCUUCCGGACUCGAAAUUUUGACUCUACUUUUAACCUAACUAUUCCAUUUAGCAUCUAUUUUAAUACUCUGAAACCUACAUCAGCCUCUUUUGAUUCUUUUUAACCUACUUUUUAACUUACUCGAGUCGUAAUUUUAACUCUACUUUCAGCUUUACUAUUAACAUCCUACGAUAAUACAAUCUGUUUUAACGCUAAAAAAAGUGAAAAGGGAAAUUUCAGAUAUCAUCAGGGUCAAAGUAGAAGUAAAUUGUAUCAUUAGAAUUAAAUCUGCUUUGCUAACUUAGCUCCUACUGCGUUGUGGAAUUCAAGGUUUAAUACGGGCCAAAAUUUCGACUCGGAUUUCGGACUCUUCUUCCUUCUCUUGUUCAUCGCGACGUUAAAGACGCAAACUGAGCGUGAUAAUAGCGGGGCGGGAGUUGUUUCUCGCGAUUCCCGCCAUAUACCGGUAUAGACGAACGGCGGCACGGUCUAUGGUCAACUAUAAAGGCCAUCUGCUCGCUUUUAGAGCCUCUUUUAUAUCGGCCCGGUGACGUCACUCUCGCCGGCGAGAGAGACGGACGCGCCCACUCGCCACCGUCGUGUAACACCUUGCUCUCCUCUUUGUCUUCGCCUACCUUGCCCCGUCGUCGUGUCCGUCCGCGACGGGUCCGUCGAAUCCAACGAGCCGCAUUGACUGACGCGCGUGUUAUAUGGCGGAACUUUAACGAGUGUUCGUCUAAUCGUCGUGAACCGAGUUUCGAGGAAAGUCUCGCGCGACUGGUCGGUGCUUUUGGCACGGUUAUUACCGCAAACGUCAUUGUCGUUCGUAAAUCAUUGACCGCGCUCGUUUCCACGCGUACGUGCAUCGUGACACCGCUGGACGCAUAGUACAACGCGAGAGAUAGAGAGAGGAAGAGAGGAGGGAUGGCCGACGGUCGACCGGAUCAGCCUGGUCUUGGAGAAGAUCGUUAGCCGUUGCUCUGUUUACGCGCCGUCGCGCUUACACGACAAACGAUCUUUCGAAUAAACCCGUCCAGAGAUGGAGCACCGUCACACCUGUCACGAACUUUUCUAGAUCUUAUACCGGCUCGAUCAGGUCGAGCUUCGAUUUGUAUCCUGUCUUCGGCCACUUCAAGUAUACUGGUCUCGAGAAAAUAUGAAAAUAUUCUUAACAAGCUUUGAAUAUGUCGCAGAGCGGUAAAGAAAUAUGUAUUUCUGACUCGGGCUUCUUCGCAUGUUUAGGGGUUGAAAUUACCCUUCUCCCCCAAAGGAAAUUUGUUAAAAGUAUCUUUAAAACCCCGGGUACAUGUAAAAAAUAUUUUAGACGAAAAUUUUUAUGCUCUUUAUAAUAUUAUUAUUAUAUUAUAUUAUUAUUAAUAUAUUAUUAGUAUUAUUAUUAAUAUAUUAUAUUAUUCUUAUUAUAUAUUAUUAUUACAAUUGUGUAUAUUUAGAUUUUCCAAAUGUCGUUUUUCAAUCUCUGGUUACUCUAUUCAAAGUUCAUUAAAAAAAUCGACGAUUUCAGGGAGAGAAUAUUAUAAUUUUUUUUUUUUAUAAAUUCCCUUCAAUUUUACUAUAUUUUUAGAAGUGCAGAAAUAAACUGUCGAUAAGGCAUCUAUCUUGCUGAGGAACAUAGUGAAUUUUGUUCGAAAUGUUUACCCUCGAAAUAUAAAUUCCUAAAAUAUAAACGGAAUAUGUAUAAAGUGAAAAAAAAGUUAAUUACUGCAGAAUGUCAAUCCACUUCUCAGCUACACAAUUCUAUAAUAAUUUCUACUAAAAAUAAUCUUUCCGUGUCCCGUGUGUAUCUUCUUGACGAUGGGUAUCGCUCGUAAAGAUCGUGUGGCGAUCGCGAAUGAUUUUUCGCCGCCAAGGGACGGCGACGGUGUCGUCGUUGUCGUCGUCGUCGUCGGGGAUUGUUUGCGAUCUCGUAAGCAAGGUGCGAGGUUUCGUAAGGCGGCGUUAACGCCUUCUAGCGAGGAUCGAUCGAGCCAGCCUGGUCGCACGUUUGGCACGGCGCCAGGCAGGCGUCCCGACGCUUUCCGAGAUGGUGGACCGAGUCCGGCCGAAGGCAGCGUCCCGGCGUCAGCGUCGGCGUCGCCGUCGGGCGUCCGUCAGUGCGCGUGUGACAUGGCUGCGAGGCGUUACGGCGACCUAGACGCCCUCCACCUCGCGAUGUGAACACACCCGCGACACCACCUUCGCCUACGUCGACCUCGCCACGAUCCCCGUACGCGCGCGACUCCCCAGCGGCUCUAUCGAUACACUCGGUCCACGGAAAUGAGUCAGGAUCGCCGAGCGCCGCGAAAGACUGUAGCUCGUGCAAACUCGUCGGCGCGGUCCACGCACCAGCUCGUGUGAUUCCCGUAAUCACGGCAAGGAUCGGAAUCGUCGUUGUCGACGGUGCAUCCUGGCGCGGUUGCACUUUCUCGUCGGUGGUUCCGAAAGUUCGAAGUCGCCCGCGUGCUCGUGUUGAAGGGACUGAAGGGGACUGUCCACGUGAAAACUCGUUCCCAAGCUUCCCGAGUCGAGUGAUCGUUAUGCCGGCGGGUCUCUGAUCGCCGAACGUCACGGCGAUCGCGGGAAAUCGAGACGCGUGGACAGGAAGAACGGGACGAUGUGAGAGAGAAAAGUGCGAGGUGACCUGAGCGAGAUGACGAGUCGGAGGAGGGUUGAUCUCUGAAGCUCGUCGCGAGUGCGUGCGUGCGUGCAUGCAUGCAUGCAUGCGUGCCUUAUCUCGCGAAGCGCAACGUAUCAUUCCCAGACAGACAGACAGAUAGACGCAUUCCCUGUAAUCUCGAGACGGCGAAAACAGUCGGCCGCUCUCUGUUUUCGGAAGUUUGUACAUAUAAAUGCUCGCGCGCGCCAUCGGUGCGUUAUUCCCAGUUGGACGUGUUGGUCGUUCAGGUUACGUGCAAAAUUUCACACGUCAAGUUUCCUCAUCCGACUGAGCAAAGUGGAAGAAAACUGUUAACGUAGACAGCCGAACUCACCGCGCGAAUUCGACAACUUGGAAUGCGCGGAACUAUUCCGUGUCUCUUUUCGAUUCGAAGACGUUUCUCCGCCGAAUGCUCGACGCAGCAUGACGCGAUUUUGAGCGAGAAUUUGGGACCUGCGGCCCACGCUCGAUGAUCCGCGCGAGCAGUGCGAAUGACAGAGUGGCUGCGCGCCGAGACGACAUCGCGAUUUCGGGUCUGAUCGGGGUAACGUUGAUUCGACGACGCGCGGUCCCGGCCGUCGCGGCGCUCCCGCACGCGAAAAGUGCAGAGAACGGGUGGGCGGGAGAGGGAGGCAGGAGGAGUGGGUGCAUGUGAAUGUGCGCGCACGUGCGUGUCUCUGUGCGAAGUGCAUAAACCGACGAUGGGAUAUCGGUGAGAUCACGAGGUCACCGCAGAAUGCCUGAGCCGAGGGCAAAGCGCUGUAAACACUGUGACGAGUCUGGCCACAGGUUGGACAGCGGCUCCCCGUUCUGGAGGAUUCAACUCGACCAGGACCUUCUGGACACCAUCAGCGCGAUCUAUCCGGAGUGGUUUAAAGAUUACACUAAUAGCCGAGCAUCGACGUCGUCGUCCUCCUCUUCGUCCUCCACGUCCUCGAGCACUUCCGGCGCGCAAUCUUGCAACGACAGCACCGCUGUGGUCGUCGUCAGCAGCGGCGGAGACGAGCACAAGGUCGGCAAAGGCGACGUCGCCAAGCCGAAGUCCAAGGCGAAAAAGUCGGACGGCCACAAGGAUAAGGACCGGGACAGGAAGGACCCUAGGCGCGACGCUAAGGACGAGAGCAGGGACGCUGGAAACGGCAAGAAAGGGACGAAGUCACCGCCGCAGCAGGAUAAAGCAGCGACCGACGCCGUCGCCGCGGGAAGGAAGGCCGCCGUCGGUGUUCCAGGAUCGGGAUCGGAGAUGGCCGAGGGCAAUCAGUCGCCGCCGAAGGCGGAGGUCGACGAUUCACCGCUCCAGCACGCCAUGGAUCGCAACAAGGAAUCGCUGAAGGUGAAGCUCAUGCUGAGGCGACCCAUCAAUCAGCUGGUUGCGCAAGGCAUCAUGCCCUCGUUGAAGACGCCCCCGGCGUUCCACGAGCAACGGAAACAGCUGGAGCGAGCGAAAACGGGGGAUCUGCUGAAGGCGAAGAUCCAGCAACGACCGGGUAGGGACGAGCUGGUCAGGCAGCACAUUCUCGAGGAUGUGGGCCACGUGGAUCCGAGCCUGGCCGAACGGCAGCGGAUGCUGAAGAAGGCCAGGCUCGCCGAUCAACUGAACGAUCAACUCAGCCAUCGACCCGGUCCGCUCGAGCUCAUCCAGAAGAACAUCCUUCAUACUGAAGAGCCCAUCGAGAGGGCGGUCAAAGAGGGUCACAUUCCCUUCAAGGCCACCUGUGAGGGCCAGGUAACGAAGCCUCAGCAUCCGGACCACUAUAUCACCUUCGAAGAUGACUCCCAAAGCUCGGAGGGUGCGCCUUCACCUCAGCUGGAAUCGCGAUCGGACGUCCUCGAAACCGCGGCGGCGUCCGCGGGCAUCGUCACGGUUUCCCUCAGCAUACCGACAACCGGCGGCGCCGUCGUGGUCUCAUCGACAUCCCCGGUCUUCCAGCAGACGUCCACGGAGUCGACGAUACAGACCUUCGCCGAGCUCUGCAACACGGUCGUGGGCACGCAGCAACAGCAGGGUCAGCAUCAGCAAGCCCAGCAGAGCCAGCAGCACACGUCUACGCAGGCAAGCCAGACGAAUGGUCCGUCGACGACCCUCCUGCCAUUGGCGCCGGCGCCGAGUCCGAUGUCUCUCGGCUCGACGACGUCCAGCCUGAGCCCCCUGUCCAACAUUUCGAUAGCUUCGCCCCCGGCACCGCCGCCGGCGGCGAUCACCCCGCGACCCCAGCCAAGUCCGAUAGCAGCCGCGGCCGCAGCCGCAGCCGCCGCCGCGGCCACCACGUGCCAAAGGAGCGACGCCCCCGGGAAGGACAAGAACAGAAAGAAGUCGAAGACCAAGAGCCAGCCCAAGACCCGCACGAUCAAGUUCCACGAGUACAAAGGACCGCCGAACGCGCAGAAGACGCCGGUGUCGUCCAGCACUUCCGGCCUCGGUGCGGCGCCACCCGGCGAGACCAGUUACGAGCUACUGCUGCAGCAACAGCAACUAUUCCUGCAAUGGCAGCUCGAAUGGCAGCAUAAGUAUCCACAGAUCAUCUUGCCGGCAGCGCAGAAGCCACUGUCGCUCACAAGCAGCGGCGCGAGCGACGCUGGUAGCGUGAGCGGAAGCAGUGCGAACGCCGCCAGCCCGGCACCCUCGAAUUCCUCGAACAAUCCGUCGGAGCAGCCUCCGCUGAGGCCCUUGGGCAAACUGGAGGACAUGAAAGUGAGCGACCUCAAAGUAGAGCUGAAACGACGGAAUUUGCCGGUGUCGGGCUCGAAGCCGCAGUUGAUUGAGCGAUUAAAGCCCUUCACCGAGUCGUCUAGCGGUAAUUUGACUUCCAAUUCCAACGGGCCGCACGUGACGCACAUGGGUCACAUCUUGAUGGACACACCUGGCUUGGUGACGACGGACGAAUCCAGCUCGCAAGCCAAGAGUCCGAGCUCUACCGUGAAAGACGAACCGAAUAGUCCGCGCACCGCAUCGCCUCACAGCAGUGAGCAUGACGACCCGUCAAGUCCGCCAGGAGAUGAUAUCAUCAAGGAACAGAGGAAACGGAUAGAGGAGUUACAGCGCGAAUUGUACAAGUCGCAGCAGCAAUUGCAGCAAAUUCGUCAGACACAGCCAGCCACGGUGCGCGCCGAGAAGCUGGUGCUCCAGCAACAUAUACAAAACAAGAUGCAGCAGCAACAGUUGGCUCUGCACUUGCAGCAGCUUCAGCACCUGCAACAGCAACAGCAGCAGCAACAACAACAGCAGCAGCAGCAACAACAGAACCAACAGCAGUCGCAGCAACAACAAACGCAGCAACAACACGCCACGUUCCAGCAACUCAACGCAAAAGCGGGUCUCGCGGCUUUCCUACAGGCGCAGCCGAACAACGCGACCGCCAUUCUCGACUCUGCAACUCUUACCGCGAUUAACAACAAGAAAAAUCAAUCAAAGAACAGCACCACUGUCCAGAUACCCACGGCAAUCGUUUUAAAUUUGGCAAAGCCGACCAAGCUGAAUGGUUCCUUGCUCGGUGCUCUUGUGGCACAAGCGCAAGCUCAACAACAGCAAACGACCACUACCACCACUGAGGAUGGCAAACCGCCGCCGCCACCGCAAUACGAUGAAGCCGCCAAAUUGCUGAAGGUCAAAAUCGAGCCAGUUCAGAAGAGUCACAUAAAAAGUCAAGUGGUCGACGACGUCCUCGAAAUCCUCAUCAAAAAUGGCGAACUACCGCCAAGCGCCGCGCAAGAUCCGGCCACUCCUACGACCCCGAAUCGCCAACUGCAACAGAACCUGGUGUUUACAGCACCGGCGGAUAGUCCAACGCAGUCUCUGGUCUUCACUGCCGCGAGUCCAAUGAGCCCGAUCAGUCCGAUACCGAUGGAGGUGUCUCAGAGCACCUGUCCGAGCCCAUCGACACCGGCACCGCCGCCUCCACCGCCUUUACCUCUAGCGACGUUCUCUAUUCAGUUACCUACCACGUUACAGCAGCAGCAACAACAGGAGGAGAUUUCGUCUUUCAGCACAGAUCUCCUGACGUCCGAGGCUGAGCUUGAUGCCGCAAUGUUGCUUAGUCCGCAGUCAGUGCAGCAAGCAUCCCCGGACCCACAACCGCCGCAAGAAGUGACUUCGUCGGACAACGCGAAUUUAGAUCUCAAAGAAUUAGGAUUGGAUUUGGAGACGUUGGAUCCGAUGGACUUUGGUCAGUUGGACUGCGAUCUGGGAGUCAAAAUGGAAACUCCUCAAGAACUGAUGGAUAUCGGAGACAUGCCGAUGGACAUGGACGAUCCCGAUUGGCUGGAUUCUUUGAUGCCGCAAUCGCCGCCCGUUUCCACGGUGUUGUCCAACCAUCAAUCGACUCCGCCGAUCAAUCUCUCGUCCGCUACGGAUAUCUACGAUCCGCUGUUAGGCAGCAGUCAGUAUCCCUUUGAUCUCUUCAAUAUGGAGGACUCCGAUUUCAAGAUGUCGUCGGAUUUACCAAUGACCUGGGACAAAGUGGACUUCGCGACCUAGCCCGAAAUACUCUCUCGGAAUCCGGCGUUGUGUACUUAAUAUGUUCGAGAAGGUAAUCAAAAGUAUAAGAGAGGAAAGAGCAGGAAAAAUAGAGAGAGAGAAAAAGAGACCGACAGAAAGAGAGAAUGAGAGACGGACAUUGAGACCAUCGUAACGUCACUGGUCAGGUUUGUACGGUGCAUUUGACAAAUCGUCUCGCGACAAACUUGCCCCUUCCUCGUGUAUCUCUUGUAACGGGCAUAGCGACGUUACAUUGAAUGUGUACUUAUACGCGCGCGUCCAAAUGAGAAGUUGCAGGCUUCUUACGGGUUGACUUUUUUCAGAGCGUAAUCGAACUUAUCGAUUAGAGAAAGAUUAGAAAUAAAUAGUUUACUCGCGCGUGAGCGAGUAUUUGAGAUUAACAAUUAAGAAAAAGAAUAGGACGGGAGGUGUAAGACGGAUCAGCGCUCACGGUGUUUAACGCGCGCGCGCGUUCUACUGUUUUCCUCGAUCAUAACAAAUACUAACGCGCGUCGUUCUUCCAGUCGACAUGAUCGGUCGUUCCGCGAGAAAAAGAAAGCUAAAACUAAGAAAACUAAUAAACGAGAGAGCUCGAGGCCGAGAAGACCUCUCUCUCUCUUUCUCUCGAGUGUUUCUUCUUACGCGCAUCCUUGACAAGCUGCGAUAUCCGAUCGUGGCGUCAAUGAUACAACGGCCGCUCGUGUGAGAACAGAAGAACAGAACGGCAGUCCCGGGACCGAACAAUCAACUCUACGACAUUUUCAAAAUUCUCCAAAGAGUCAGCUUACGACGUUUUUUAAGCUAGUUUUUACUGUCCAGUCGUGUGUUGCUUGAGUUUUAAUAAUCGCGAAAUAGCGUGUGUGUCGAAGCAGGAGAAAAGGAAACAUCACGUAACACGAUGUUCUCAGAUAAUCACCCUCUCGCUCCCUUUUCAUCCAGCAUCCUCGUCUACCUUCUUCAUCUCUUUUGCGAACCCCACUCAACUGUAAUCAAUCAUAACGUAAUCGCAUAAUUUACACGCAUAAUAUAAUUACGAGAAUCUAAUAUAAUGCAGUAAUGAUUAUUGUAAAGGUAUACAUAUAAAUAUAUACACACGCAUAUACAUAUUACACAUGUGUAAAGGAAGGAAAAAAAAUACUUCUAUGCGCCUGACGUCUGCGAGUCGAGUGUACGUUCAGAUACGCGAGAAUUCGAGGACCUUCCCAGCGCAGCUACACAUAUUUUCUAAGCCAGAGCAUGUGAUGUUAGGAAUUAUGCGUAUUUUAAUCGAGUAAUCAUUAUGUAGAGAAGUAUCGACGUGGAGACGGCUGCGCACGCGAGCGAGCGAGCUGCGAAUCGCCGAGUUUCGUGCCACGGCGCGGCCCUUCGACUCUUCCCAACGACUAAUCUUUUCGUUGUUUCGUGACAUUCCAUGUUUCCAAACUAUGUACGAACGAGAGAAAGCGCGAGAAAGAGAGAAAGAGCGAGAUCGAAGUCACGCGUGUCGCGAGCCGCACCGUAACGCACGGGCGAUUGCGCUAAUGUCGAAGGAUCUGUCUCGGAGUGUCGUGUCCAAGAUGUGCAUUCCUCCGAGACGUUCUUCGGAGACCAAGCGGCUUCGCGCGUCGACGUAACGACGAAGGACCGCGCCGGCGAACUCGGUAACGCGAGCGAGAGAGAAAGAGCGAGAAUACAUGUGCGUGCAUGAGCGUGUUUUCAAGAGCGCGAAUGUUCUGCCUGUAAGAGA